Quercus lobata is the source of this 1271-nucleotide messenger RNA. Its product is annotated as desmethylxanthohumol 6'-O-methyltransferase-like. The record is from RefSeq and is a predicted model, not a curated record. NCBI's taxonomy places the organism in Eukaryota, Viridiplantae, Streptophyta, Magnoliopsida, Fagales, Fagaceae. The coding region runs from base 35 to 1093 and encodes 352 amino acids. Gene Ontology annotation, molecular function: O-methyltransferase activity; protein dimerization activity. The transcript is spliced from 2 exons.
UCAUUUGUGUGUGUGAGAAAGAGAGAGAGAGAGAAUGGAAACAAAAGAAGCUCAAGCAUUGCUAGAAGGCCAAGCAGAAAUUUGGCAACAUUUAUUUGGCUUUGCAGACUCCAUGGCAUUGAAAUGUGCUGUGGAGCUCCGCAUUGCUGACAUUAUAAACUCUCAUGGUGGUCCGAUCACUUUGUGCCAAAUAGCAGCCGGAAUAGAUAACUCCCCUUCUCUUGAUAUUCCCUACCUCGCACGUAUCAUGAGAUCACUAGUCCGCAAAAAGAUCUUAACAGCACAUAAUCCAUCAGAUGGUGGGGAUACUCUCUAUGGAUUGACCCCUGCAUCAAAAUGGCUUUUGCAUGAUGCUGAGCUAAGCCUAGUGCCAAUGGUAUUAAUGGAGAACCAUCCAUGGCAAUUGGCACCAUGGCAUUACCUUAGCCAAUGUGUCAAAGAAGGUGGUAUUGCCUUUAAGAAGGCUCAUGGUUGUGAGAUGUGGGACUUUGCAUCAAAAAAUCCUGAAUUCAACAAGAUCUUCAAUGAUGCCAUGGCAUGUUCGGCUAAGAUUGUGAUGGGGGUGGUCCUAGAAGAAUACAAGAAUGGGUUUGAUUGCUUGGGAUCAUUGGUGGAUGUAGGAGGUGGGACAGGGGGAAUGAUAGCUGAGAUUGUGAAAGCACAUCCACACAUCAAAGGUACCAACUUUGAUUUGCCACAUGUUGUUGCUACAGCACCAAUUCGCAAGGGGGUCUCCCAUGUUGGAGGUAACAUGUUUGAGUCCAUUCCUACAGCUGAUGCAAUCUUCAUGAAGUGGGUACUACAUGAUUGGAGUGAUGAACAUUGCAUCAAGAUAUUGAAAAAUUGCAGAAAAGCAAUAUCAGAAAAGAUUGGAAAGGUUAUUAUUGUUGAUAUUGUACUUGAAAAGGAUAACAACGAUCUAUUUGAUGAGACCCGCAUGGUAUUUGAUUUGUUGAUGAUGGCACACACCUCUGGAGGAAAGGAAAGGACUGAGCUAGAAUGGAAGAAAUUAUUGGAGGAGGGAGGUUUUCCUAGCUACAAAAUCAUCAAAAUUCCAACUAUGCCAUCCAUUAUUGAGGCCUAUCCACUGUGAGAUAGAAUUAUUGGACUUGUUUUGGAAAUGAAGGAGAAGAAGAAAACAAAUCCAACACAAAUAAGAAGUAGUUCUGUUACAUAAACGAUUUGGUUUAGUUUGAUUAGUAAAACAAACCAUUGUCAUUUCUUUUCAUCUUCAAAAUUUCUCUUUCAUUUUGAUUGGUCAAUAUUACUUG